Bombus terrestris (buff-tailed bumblebee) is the source of this 1663-nucleotide messenger RNA. RefSeq lists its product as uncharacterized. The transcript is spliced from 3 exons. The coding region runs from base 222 to 659 and encodes 145 amino acids. NCBI's taxonomy places the organism in Eukaryota, Metazoa, Arthropoda, Insecta, Hymenoptera, Apidae. The record is from RefSeq and is a predicted model, not a curated record. Gene Ontology annotation, biological process: regulation of synaptic transmission, cholinergic; positive regulation of voltage-gated potassium channel activity; sleep.
GCAUCGUCGCCUUAGUUGCGGGCUUGCGCUGCAAUCGCGCCGAACGACAGCCAACGCGAACAGUGCUUCAGCAGCUGUCGAGGCCGGAUGGUUGGCCUCGUCAACCCCUGAUCUGACCGCGUUCUCUCUCUUUCCCACCGCUCGGUCGCGCGUAAUCUACGCCAGUGACCGCGAGAAACGUUAAUCGUAGAAGGACGUGCCAGGAUAAUACCGAAAUCAACAUGAAGCGCUUUCUCAUCCUCGUCGUUUGCCUAUUGGUCAUUCUCGGUUUUUAUGGCAUAAACGCGAUGCAAUGCUAUCUUUGCAACAGUCACAACGACAGUCGAUGCGCCGAUGACAAUCCACCCGACGCCCUCAAAAAAGAUUGCUCCGACCUCAAAAACGGCUCGAAAUAUACCAUGUGCCGGAAGAUUACGCAAGUAAUCGAGUUCAGCGUUAAUGGACUUCCACCUGAUACCCGAGUCAUAAGAGGUUGCGGAUGGGACGAGUCAAGUUAUAAAGGAAAGUGUUACCAAAGAAGCGGUUUUGGCGGUCGUCAGGAAGUCUGUUCGUGUUUGACAGACUUUUGUAACACGGCAACACCAAACGUUUUACCACCGACGUCUCUGAUUCUGUCGUGUGUUAUUGGCAGUGUUCUUCUAGCAUACAUUCGUAAUUAAUUUUGAGAAAAUUAAUAUACACUCGACCAGUCGACGAAGAGAUGCGUCCGAGAUCGUUAGUACCUGCAAGCAGCUUCGACUUCGCAUUUUAACGGAUCGGAAGUAAGCGAAAGUGGAGAGGACGAUGCGUUUCAGAGCAAAUACUAUCUCACACACUUCCCACACUUUCGUCGUCAAUGAAAGAAAAAAGCGUAUAAAACAAUCGAAACAGCACUUAAAGCGCAAAAUGUCUUCUUCUAUCUAGAAUUUCACGUUGCAUUUCGAGAACAAACGCUGGCGACCUCGAAAUGUACGAACGAACGGAAAAAUUCUCGACGAGAAUACGUUUCAUUCGAAAUUCUAAAGACACUGCGGUGGCUUUCUGCCUCCGGCUGUCCAUCGGUUCAAGAUUAUAGUAGUUUUAGACGAGAUAUUCCUGCUGUUCCUGAUUAUCUGGACGUUUCCAAGUGAAAUAUACCAAGAAGAAAAAUUAACGUAAUUACCAAUCUCUUACGUGUAAUUGCUUUUAUAAUGUCGCUAUAGAAUUAAUUGAAGAAUAUAUAAAAGCGUGUCUUAGGAAAGUAAAUAGAUAUUUCUAUCAAGAAAGUAUCGCAUACACACAUCUGCUAACGUAUUCUAUAGUGAUAUUCGUAUAUAAAUUUUUAAUGAGAUAAUUUAGAUAAUUACAUAUCUUAGACUAGCUUUCACGAAAAGAUCGUGCAGAGAUUCAGGAACGGCGUGAUCUUUGGUACUUUUUGCGAAAUGUCGAACAGCUUGGCGAGCACUCCUCGAUCAUGCAUAAAUCUUCUUGAAAAUCUUCAAUUUAGGUGCUGAAGGUGUGACGACAGUCACAUUGUGUUCACUCGACAAUUUUCUGCAUAGAGCUUAAGAAUGAUAUUACAUAUGUAAUAAUUACGCAACUUGUUGAAAGUCUAUAUGUUGUGACAACCUUCGCGAAAAAACAUCUGUAUGAUAUGUUUUUGUGCGAAGCGAGAAAAAUAUAUCAGGGUUGCCGUUGCGGAGAA